GUUUUUCUCGUUGGUGUAUUGUUUCAGUCAAACGUGAAUUCAUUUACUGGCUUUAGUCUAAUCUCUAUGUUUAAUUAAUUGUUGCUGCAACAACAAAUAUUUUUUUAAUCUAUAAUUUAAUAUUUUUUCAAAAAAUCACUUCAUUCCUUACGCAUCUUCGAAAGAGUAAAGAACUGAAAAACAAAAUCAAAAAAAAAAAAAAAUAAGAAAAUUAAAUAAAAGUGAUAAGAAAGUAAUAUUUUUAAAAAAGUAAAAGUGUAAAGAAGUAACAGAGCCAUUUAAUACAUACAAAUUUUUAAAAAAAAACUUGAAAAUUUUGAACCAAAAAAAAAAAUGUCGGAAAAAAUCGUAAAAUCCACCGGUAAUGGUAUAAAUCUAUCAAUGCCUCCCAUGAAAGUGGCAGUUAUUGGUGCUGGUUUGGUGGGUUCAUUGGCUGCUUUAAAUUUUGCUCGACGCGGUCAUGAAGUUCAUCUCUAUGAGUAUCGUGAAGAUAUACGCACUUCUCAGCUGGUACAGGGACGUAGUAUUAAUUUAGCUUUAUCGCAAAGAGGACGCAAAGCUUUAGCCGAAGUGGGCUUAGAGGAACUAGUGUUAUCGACAGCUAUACCAAUGCGUGGACGCAUGUUGCAUGAUAUUAAGGGUAAUCGAUCUGUGGUACUAUAUGAUCCCUGUACCAAUCAGUGUUUAUAUUCAGUGGGACGUAAACAUUUAAAUGAAAUUUUAUUAAAUGCGGGAGAAAAAUUUCCAAAUAUUCAUUAUCAUUUCGAUCAUAAAUUGAAAUCGGCUAAUUUAAGAGAAGGCGAUAUGGUUUUCCAGCACCCCUAUACAGAAGAUUGUUCGGAAGCUUCAGCCGAUCUUAUUGUUGGCUGUGAUGGCGCCUUUAGCUCUGUGCGUCAACAAAUGGCAAAAACUUUGGGUUUUAAUUUUUCUCAGGAAUAUAUUGAACAUGGCUAUUUGGAAUUGUGUAUUCCGGCUAAAAAUGAUGAAUUUCAAAUGCCUCCUAAUUAUCUACACAUCUGGCCCAGAGAUGAAUUCAUGAUGAUAGCUUUACCCAAUCAAGAUAAAUCAUUUACCGUGACCUUAUCCAUGCCCUUCAGAGUCUUUGCUAGUAUUAAAACACCCCAAGAACUAGUGGAAUUCUUUAAGCGUUAUUAUGUCGAUGCUUUGCCAUUAAUCGGGGAGGAAUGUUUGAUUAAGGAUUUCUUUAAAUCGAAACCCCAACAUUUGGUAUCAAUUAAGUGCAAUCCUUAUCAUUAUGGUGACAAAGCUUUAAUUUUGGGUGAUGCUGCCCAUGCUAUGGUUCCCUAUUACGGUCAGGGCAUGAAUGCUGGCAUGGAAGAUUGUACCUUAUUCUUCUCGAUACUGGGCCAACCACAAAUGACUAUUGGCAAAGCUUUAGAACAAUUUACCGAAACCCGUUGUAAGGAUGCUCAUGCUAUAUGCGAUCUGGCUAUGUAUAAUUAUGUGGAGAUGCGCGACUUAACCAAACGUUUCUCUUUUAAAUGUCGCAAAAUUUUGGAUACAACACUGUUUCGUUAUUUUCCCACCUUCUGGGUGCCUUUGUACAAUAGUGUCUCGUUUACCAGCAUGCCUUAUAGCAAAUGUAUUGCCAAUCGUAAAUGGCAGGAUGAGUUUCUUUCAAAAACGUUUUAUGUUAUUUCCGCUUCAGCUCUGGUUUUGACCGCUACUGUAUUUAUAGCUAAAAAUUAUGAUUUUAAAUUUAGUUUUUAAGUUCAUAUGUUUGAAAUGUAUGUUUUGAAAGUAAUUAAUAGUUAUUGUAGGUUUAAUAAAUACAAAUUAGUUUAGUUUAAAUGUUAUAUCAAA
Molecule: messenger RNA, 1824 nt
Organism: Lucilia cuprina (Australian sheep blowfly)
Lineage: Eukaryota; Metazoa; Arthropoda; Insecta; Diptera; Calliphoridae
Gene: cn
Product: kynurenine 3-monooxygenase
Exons: 7
Coding region: 334-1731 (465 amino acids)
Biological process (GO): NAD+ metabolic process; quinolinate biosynthetic process; L-tryptophan catabolic process
Cellular component (GO): mitochondrial outer membrane
Molecular function (GO): kynurenine 3-monooxygenase activity; FAD binding; NAD(P)H oxidase H2O2-forming activity
Source: RefSeq, a predicted model, not a curated record